AAUAAAGCAUUGAUUACUUUGAUGAAUGCCCAACCAACAUGAUCAUGUUAGUCAACAUACCACUAUCUCCAAUAAAGCAAAUUAAAGAAAGGAAAAAGAAAGAAGAACAAAGAAAAAGGAAAGAAAAGGAAAACAGAACCCACAAGAAAAAAACAAGAAACACCAAUCUAAGCAUUCUCCAAAUUCUUUGUUUUUGCCAUCUGCUUUCCUUCUAAGCUGCUUUGGUCUGUUCCCCUUUUUCACCUUCUUCUUCUACUAAACAAUACCCUUCAAAGCCACACUUCAAUCAUUCGCGCCCUUUACUUCCUUCUAUCUGAUAUUAAUAUAACCACUAAGCUCAGGUAAAUUCUUCUCAUUCCCCUGUUUUCUCCCUUCUUUUCUAAUUAGAUUCAUUGGUCUUGUUACUAUAUUCAUAAUAUUUUGUAUUGUUACUACUUGUCGUCAUUGCUUCUUCUCAUUUUUUCUUUAGUCAAGUGUAUAUGGUCUUUCAAAGUUAAGGGUAAGGCUGCGUACAUCCCUCUCCCCGAACCCUAAGUAUAAUUGUGGGAAUACACUGCGGUUGUUGUUAGUUGGUCUUGUUAGUUGAGAUAGGAGAGUAACCUCUUUUGGGCUACACCAUUAUUAUUUUAUUUUUCUGCAGUCCCAUGUAUAGUAAGAGUCUUUCCAACGACGAGCAGUUGGUGCCCGUAAGUAAUCCAAGAACUUGGGUACCUUAUAUGAGUACUAGGGACUGUUCUCAAGGAUUUUGCAGUUUAUACUGCCCACAAUGGUGUUACAUAAUCUUCCCUCCACCACCUCCAUUUGAAUUCCCUGAUGAUGAUUCUAGUCCUAAUUUCUCCCCUCUAGUUAUCGCGAUCAUUGGAAUUUUAGCCAGUGCUUUCCUAUUAGUCAGUUAUUAUGCCAUAAUAUCAAAAUAUUGUGAGAAUAGGAAUGUUACAAGAAGGGAAAAUAAUGAAGAAGAUUCAGAAUUAGAAGAUCAAGAUCAUGACCCUUCGAAUCACGAACCAUGGCAUGCGAGUACAGGUGGUUUAGAUGAAGCUGUAAUCAAGUCUAUUACUGUGUUUAAGUACAAGAAAGGUGAUGGAUUAUUGACUGAAGGGACAGAUUGUUCUGUUUGUUUAAGUGAAUUUCAAGAAGAUGAAAGCCUUAGACUUUUGCCAAAAUGUAGCCAUGCUUUUCAUGUAACGUGCAUUGAUACAUGGCUUAAAUCUCACUCCAAUUGCCCUUUAUGUCGAGCUAAUAUCAUCUUUCCAAAUGCUUCACCUCCUCCAAUCAUGGAAAUUAUUCCUCUAGCAAAUGAACCAACUCCACAAGUCCAACCUGAAAAUGAUAUUGAAAUGGGCAUUAGAGAAGAAGAAUCACAAGAAGAAGAUGUAACGAACCAUAUAAAUCAAGAAGUUAGGAGAUCAGUGUCAAUGGACUAUGAAUCACAAGGUCGUUUAUCGAUAGCUGAUGUACUAAGAAUUGAUCACGACGAAUUCGAAGAUUGUCAGUUGCAAAGAGAUGUUGGAACAUCAAAAUUACAAGACAAUAAUGGUGAAGAAAUGAGUAGGAAUGGGAUUAGAAACAAUGCACUUAUACAUUGUGUGACAAGUCCUAUGGUGAUUAAGAGAUCAUUAUCCAGUGGGAGAUUAUUGUUUCCCAAACGUGGGAGAGGACAAAACAUUGACAUUCCUUUGUCAAAUAUUUGAUUAUUUUUGUGUCAAGAUUUAGGAGGAUUUUUCUAUGCCUUUAAACAAGUUAAGAGUCAGCAAACAUGAGUUUGAAAGGUCUUUUUCUCUUAGAAAUUGAGCUUUUCUGUUCUUUAGUU
This is a messenger RNA of Nicotiana tabacum (common tobacco), 1810 nucleotides long. The record is from RefSeq and is a predicted model, not a curated record. NCBI's taxonomy places the organism in Eukaryota, Viridiplantae, Streptophyta, Magnoliopsida, Solanales, Solanaceae.